AUGGCCAAGAGGCUGCUGGUGCUUUUGACCGGGCUGGCGCUCCUAUCUGGGUUCUGUGGAGCAGAUUACCGUGGAAAGGAAUUUGUAACAUGCUACCUGCAGAACUACGUGGCAAGCCAACACAGUCCUAGUCUUGAGCUCCUUAUCACCGGAUAUCAUCCUGCAACCACCGUCAGAGUCACAGUGAACAAUUCUGCCUUUCAGAAAACAGUUUUAGUCUAUGAGAAAGAGACAGUGUCUGUUGUGGUCCCGGCCUCUUUGGAGUUGACGGGGAACAAUAUCUUUGAUGGGGUUGUGAGGAUCCAAGCUGACAAAGAUAUCUUAGUCUUUUCCUACAACUACAAGUUGACAUCAAGCGCUGCCACAGUCGUGUACCCAGUUCAGCAGCUGGGCACACAAUAUUAUGUGGUAACCCCAGAAGGGCAUCUCUCAAACACUUUCAAGGAAUUUGCAGUUGUAGCCUAUCAGUUUUCCACUCAAGUCACUAUUCACCUGAAAGGGGCUGUGACGUUCCAAGGGAAGGUUUAUGCUGCAGGGAGCAGGCUUGUAGUUGACCUCAAAGCCUUCCAAGCGAUUCAGCUGCAAAGCUCAGUUGAUUUGUCUGGCAGCAAGGUUGAAUCAGAUGCGCCCGUGGCUGUUUUGAGCGGGCACAGCUGUGCCAUACAGUUCUCAGAAUGUGACCAUGUUGUUGAGCAGCUCUUGCCUGUUUCCAGCUGGGGCACCACCUUCAUAGUUCCUCCACUGUCUUUUCAACCUAGAAUAGACAUUGUGUAUGUCAUCGCUUCCCAAAAUACUUUGAUCCAAUACCAGUCUGGGGUCACCCAAGGCUCCCGUCGUGCAGUGGCUGGAGAAAUCAUGCGGUUUGAGAAGCAGCCCUCUCAGGCCCUUUACUUCUCUGCUGAUGUAGGAAUCCAGGUCCUUUUUUUCUACACUGGUACCAAUAAUGGAAAUUGCCAGUACGAUCCAUUCCUCAUCAAUGUUCCAGCCUUAACAAGCUAUUGCACGUCAUAUCACAUUGAUGGGAUUAAGGACUUUGAUAAUUUUGCUGUCAUCAUGGCCAAAACCUCAGUUUCUGGUGGGAUCACAUUGGAGAAAAAAGCCAUUACCAAUGUUGAAUGGGCACCAGUCCCUGGAACAGAAUAUUCUUUUGCUUUACUCAGCUUGGGCAAAGAAGCCAGUGCCCUCUCUGUAGAACACCCCACCACUCCUUUUGGGCUCUUCAUCCUUGGAGGUGCCAAAAGCAAUGGUUAUGCCUCUGUGGCCAUUUGCUCUUGUGACAAACCAGUGUCUCCUUGCAGUUCGAUCCAGUGCAGGAAGAAGGAAAAGUGUGAAAUCAUAGGAGGUGAUCCAGUGUGUGUGCCAGUGUCUAAUUCUAGCUGUUGGGCCCAGGGAGAUCCUCAUUAUCACACCUUCGACGGGAAGAAAUUUGACUUCAUGGGCACCUGUACCUACACUAUUGCCAAGACUUGUGGCUCGGAUGCCACUCUUCCUUCUUUCAGUGUUGAAGCCAAGAAUGAGAACAGGGGAGGAAAUACUCGUGUUUCGUACAUUGGCUCUGUGACAGUCACAGUCUAUAACACCAUCAUCAAGGUGGUCAGAAAUGAGCAAGGCUUUGUAAGGGUGGACAACCUGCGGUUCCGCCUGCCCAUCUCCCUGAAUGAAGGGAAACUCCGUCUGUACCAGAGUGGGAGCUCUGUCUUCAUUGAGACAGAUUUCUCCCUGAAGGUCUCCUAUGACUGGAACACCUACCUGGUGGUGAAGCUCUCCAGCAGCUUUUAUGAAAAUGUCUGUGGUCUUUGUGGCAACUACAAUGGAGACCCUGCUGAUGACUUCAGCACCCCCAAUGGGGCCUUGGCUCCCAACCCCAAUGAGUUUGGAAAGAGCUGGAAAGUGGACGAUGGUGACAGGUUGUGUUGGGAUGACUGCCAUGGGGAAUGCAAAAGCUGCUCCCCAGAGAUGGCCAAGAAGUAUGAAGGUGAACCAUUCUGUGGCUGGCUCAUCAAAGGAGAAGAUGGCCCAUUCAGCAAGUGUCAUUCUGUGAUCGACCCCAACCCCUAUCUGGGGAACUGUGUCUAUGACCUCUGCAUGAAUGAUGGCCUGAAGGAGCUUCUUUGUGAUGCACUGAAUUCCUACGCAGUUGCUUGCCAGGAAAAAGGAUUUUCUAUAUCUGACUGGAGGACCCGCACUGGUUGUGGUGUAUCCUGCCCUGAGAACAGCCAUUAUGAGCUCUGUGGGUCUCCAUGUCCUGCCACCUGCAAUGACCAAGCUGGCCCCAAGAAGUGCUCCUCGAUGUGUUGCGUGGAAGGCUGCCAAUGUAAUGAGGGCUUUGUGCUGGAUGGUGGGAAAUGCAUCCCCAAGUCUGCCUGUGGGUGCGUGUUUGAGGGGAAGCACUUCCUUCCCGGUGAGCACUUCUGGGGAGACAAGACAUGUACGAAAAGGUGCUUCUGUGACCCACAGACAAGACAAGUGAGCUGCCAGGCAGUGAGCUGCGGAAAGGGAACAGAGUGUAGGGUCGAGGGUGGCAUCCAGAACUGCUACCCAACCGAUUUUGGCAACUGCUCUGGCUCUGGCGACCCGCACUACAUUAGCUUCGAUGGCCGGAAGUUUGACUUCCAGGGCACCUGCGUGUAUCAGUUCACUGGGCUGUGUGAGAAGAGGGAUGACCUGGUCGAUUUCCAGGUCCUUGUUGAAAAUGACCAGCGAGGCGGCCAGUCUGUGUCCUAUACCCGGAUUGUAGAAGUGAAAGUUUAUGGGGCAUCCAUUGUGAUGAGCAGAGGGAACCCUGCAAAAGUCAUGGUGAACGACUUGCUGACCAACCUGCCCUACAGCAUCGACAUCAGCAGAAUUUCCGUAUACAGGAGAGGGCAAGGGGCAGUGGUCCAGACAGACUUCCAACUGACUGUUGUCUUUGAUGGGAUAAGCCGGGUCACUGUGUCUGUGCCCAGCAGCUACCGUGGUGCCCUGUGUGGUCUCUGUGGGAACUUCAAUGGCAACAAGCAGGAUGAUCUGACCAUGAAAGAUGGCACAGUGGCUCCACACCCAUCGGACUUUGGUCAGAGCUGGAAAGAACGGGAGGUGCCAGGCUGCAGCAAAGGGGGCACGGAAGAAUGCCCUAACCUGUCAGCCAUUGAGAAGCGUCAACGGAGCCUCGACAAAGAGUGUGGGCUCAUCCUAGCCAAGAGCGGCUCCUUCAGAGAAUGUCACAGCAAAGUGGAUCCAGAAGGAUACUUCCAAGAUUGUGUGUACGAUUAUUGUUUCUUUGAUGGCCAACAAGCUGUGAUCUGCCAGGUCAUUGCCAGCUAUGCUGCAGCAUGCCAGGAAGCUGGGGUGACCCUCUAUCCUUGGAGAUCGGACACCUUCUGCAGUCUUCCCUGCGCUCCGAAUAGCCACUACGAACUCUGUGCGAGAGGCUGUGCUCAGACCUGCAGCAGCUUUUAUGCUACAGCCCCUUGUUCGGCUACGUGCCACGAAGACUGCGUCUGCGAUGAGGGCUUUUUGCUGAGCGGCGAUCAAUGCGUGCCCACAUCCCGGUGCGGCUGUCUCUACCAAGGCCACUACUACCCGGCAGGAGAGACUUUCUAUCCAACCUGUCAGGAGCGUUGCAUCUGCCAAGCUGGGGGGAGUAUUGGGUGUGUCUCAUUCUCCUGUGGCCCCAAUCAGGAAUGCCGGUUGUCAGAUGGCGUCCGGAAAUGCUACCCCGUUGGCAAUGCCACCUGUUCUGGUUCGGGUGACCCUCACUAUCUCUCCUUCGAUGGACGGGCCUUUGACUUCCAAGGCACCUGCACUUAUACCUUGGCUACAGUUAACACAGGAAACCGGCUCUUGAGAUCCUUUGUGGUUAACGUGGAAAACGAGGCCUGGGGGAAUGGGAAGGUGUCCGUUACCAAGAUGGUUUCUGUCUCAGUCUACGGCAUUACACUUACAUUACUGCAGAACAAGAAAGGUCAAGUGAUGGUGAAUGGCUUGAUCUACAACGUCCCUAUAUCCUUGUCUGCUGGGCGGAUCAGAGCCUAUCAACAUGGCACAAAAAUCCUGAUAGAAACUGACUUUGGUCUCAUUGUGAGCUACGACCUGGUUUACCGUGUGACAGUCACAGUCCCAAGUACUUACCAGAGUGAGAUGCGAGGCCUCUGUGGGAACUACAACGGGAAGAAGGAUGACGACUUCCUGCUACCCGAUGGGAGCACAACUUCCGAUGCAGGUGCCUUUGGUGCUGCCUGGAAGGUUCCAGUCCAUGGGGCAGUUGGAUCUUGCUCAGAUGGAUGCUCUGGAAACAGCUGCCCAGUCUGUGAUGAAAGGAAAAAGGACAUCUUCAAACAGCGCCACUACUGUGGUAUCCUCACUGCGCCUGAUGGCCCCUUCAGUGCUUGCCAUGGAAAGGUUGAUGCCAAUGUAUACUUCAGCGACUGCAUCUAUGACCUGUGCAUGGGCGACGGGGACAGCCAGAUCUUGUGCAACAGCAUCCAGAGCUACGUAUCUGCCUGCCAAGCGACUGGGGUCUCCGUAAAGCCUUGGAGGAACCCUCGCUUCUGUCCUAUGCGCUGCCCUGCCAACAGUCACUAUGAGAUCUGCGCCCAGCUCUGCCCCACCUCCUGUGCCAAGAUCACAGACCCUACACCCUGUCCGAAGACUUGUGCUGAGGGCUGCCAGUGUAAUGAUGGCUUCUUCUUUGAUGGUGUUGGCUGUGUCUCCGCAAAAGACUGUGGGUGCAUAAAGAAUGGACGCUACUAUAAGCCCAAUGAGAAGGUUCUGCUGAAUGCAUGCCAGGAGAUCUGCCACUGCAUCCCAGGCCUGGGAGUAAUUUGUGAGGCCCACAACUGCGCUGCCGAUGAGAUGUGCAAAAUCCAAGAUGGAGUCAUGGGUUGCAUUAAUAAGGAUCCAUGUAAAUCCCUGAAGUGCCGAGAAAAAGAAACAUGCAAGAUUGUAAACGGCCAGGCCAAAUGCAUCCCUAACUUCUCAGGAAUUUGCUGGGCCUGGGGGGACCCACACUACCAAACCUUUGACAAAAAGAAGUUUGAUUUCCAGGGCACUUGUUCUUACACUAUUGCCAAGUACUGUGGGAACGAUGCUACACUGGUGCCUUUCACUAUCGAUGAGAAGAAUGACAACAGGGGAAACCAGGCUGUGUCCUAUGUGCGUCUGACCAACAUCUAUGUCUAUGGGUACAAGAUCUCCAUCCACAAACAGGAAACUGGAAGAAUCCGGCUGAAUGACAACAUUGUCAGCCUGCCACUGACUCUUGAAUAUGGCAAGAUCAAGCUGUACCAGAGCGGCACCAAUGCUGUCCUGCAAACAGAUUUCGGCCUCCAAGUGACGUACGAUUGGAAAUGGCACCUGGUGAUCACUCUCCCCAGCAGCUACUAUGGGACCAUCUGUGGGCUGUGUGGAAACUUCAAACAAAACCCUGCAGACGACAUGGUCUUUCCCAAUGGCACCAAGGCUGCCUCCAUCAUCAGCUGGGCCAGCAGCUGGAAAGUCAAAGACCGGGACCCCUUUUGCUGGGAUUACUGCCGAGGGAAUUGCCCAACAUGUGAUGAGAGCAAGAGGGCGCUGUAUGGAAAGGAAGAGUAUUGUGGGCUGAUCAGCAAGACCUCGGGGGGCCCCUUCAGAGAAUGCCAUUCCAUAGUGAAUCCAGACGACUUCUUUGACAGCUGCAUUUAUGACGUGUGUCUCAAUAGAGGGGCCAAGAACAUCCUUUGCCAGGCCUUGGAGGCCUAUGCUAAAACCUGUAGGAAAGAGGGUGCCGUGAUAUAUGAUUGGAGGACAGCCUCUGGCUGUGCCUUGCCGUGCCCUCAGAAUAGCCACUAUGAGUUUUGUGGCAAUGCCUGCCCCGCCAGCUGUGCUGACCGCAAUGCUCCCUCUUUCUGCACGCAGCCAUGCGUGGAAACCUGCCAGUGCAACGAUGGCUACGUCCUCAGCGUCGACAAGUGUGUGCCAGUCGGGAGCUGUGGCUGCACCUACAAUGGGCUCUACUACAAACCCGGAGAGGAGUUCUGGGCUGAUGAGACCUGUGGUUUCCGCUGCACAUGUGACCCCACCCUGGGCAUCGCGGUGUGCAAACCAGCUGGCUGCAAAGACAGUGAGCAGUGUACUGUGGUCAAUGGAGUCCGGGGCUGUUAUCCUGUAAGCACCACUACUUGCUCAGCAACAGGGGACCCUCACUAUACGACCUUUGAUGGGAAGAAAUAUGACUUCAUGGGCACCUGUGUCUACCAGCUGGCUGGGCUCUGCUCUAAGGACCCGACUCUCAGGCCUUUCACUGUCAAUGUGGAGAACAACAACCGAGGCAACCCAAAGGUGUCUUACACCAAAGUGGUGACAUUGAAGGUCUACGAUGUAACCAUGAUUCUGAGCCAAGAGCACCCACGCAGGAUCCAGGUCAAUGGCGUCUUUGUGAACCUGCCUUUCUACCAUGAAGACAAGAUAAAAGCUUACAUCAGUGGGAAUGAGGGCGUCAUCAAGACUGAUUUUGGCCUGACAGUAACCUUUGACUGGAACACCAAUGCCAAAGUCACUGUACCCAGUACAUACGCCAAUGCCGUUUGUGGCCUCUGCGGCAACAACAACUUGAACCCCAAUGAUGACUUGACUAUGAAGGAUGGGAGUCAUGCAUCCAGCAUCUCCCAAUUCGCAGAGAGCUGGAAAGUGGGAGAGGCCCCUGGGUGCACACCGGGUUGCACCACUGAUUGCCCACCAUGUGGAGAGGCGCAGAAAGAAACCUACAAGGGUGACCAGUACUGUGGCAUCCUCAUCAAAAAGGAUGGGCCAUUCUGGCGAUGUCAUGAUGUCCUUGACCCAACACCCUACUUCACAGAUUGCGUCUUUGACACCUGCCAGUAUCACGGUCAGCAUAAAAUUCUGUGCGAUGCCAUCAGCAUCUAUGUGGCAGCAUGUCAGGCUCUGGACGUUGAGAUUGACGAAUGGAGAUCAAACUCUUUCUGCAGCCCUGCCUGCUCGCCCAACUCUUACUACGAGCUCUGCGGAAACGGCUGCCCUGCCACUUGUCAUGGUCUCUCAGCUCCCGAUGGCUGUGAGAUGUCCUGCAAAGAAGGAUGCUAUUGCAAUCCAGGGUUUAUCUUGAGUGGGGACCAAUGUGUCUCCAUUGGCGAUUGUGGCUGUGAGCACCAGGGCAACUACUACAAGAAGGGAGAGGUUUUCUACCCUGGUUCCUCUUGCCAGGAACGAUGCCAAUGUGCAGAAAAUGGAGUUGUCAAAUGCCUGGACUUCUCCUGUGGGCCCCAUGAGGAAUGUAGGGUGAAGGACGGUGUCCACGGCUGUCAUCCCGUAGGGUCUGGCACAUGCAGUUUGGCCGCAGGCUCCCACUACCUAACUUUUGAUGGACGGGCCUAUGACUUCCAAGGAACCUGCACUUAUAUUUUAGCUAAAGUCCAUGGUGUGGGUUCUCAGCUGGCAAACUUCUCAGUGUUGGUGGAGAAUGAAAAGACUUUUACCAAGAUGGUUGUGGUCUCUUGUCAUGGACAUACCGUUGUCAUUGAGAGGGCAAUAAAGUGGAAAGUCAAGGUGAAUGGAGAGCUCUACACGCUGCCCAUGAAGACAAAUGAUGGGAAACUCUGGGCCAACCAGGAAGGCAAUAAUAUCAUUCUCCAAUCCAACUUGGGUCUCCAAGUUCUUUUUGACACCUCCUCUUAUGUCCUGGUGUCUGUCCCCAGUAACUAUCAGGGACUUGUCAAUGGCCUAUGUGGCAAUUUCAAUAAGGACAAGACUGAUGACUUUACUCUACCCACGGGCGAAAGAACCCAGAAUGUGAUCGAGUUUGGGGCCUCUUGGAAGGUUCCCAUUGAUGGGAUCAGAUGCUCCGAUGGUUGUGGAGAUAAAUGCCCCAUCUGUGAUGCAGCCAAGACAGCGCCAUACCGACCCGAGAGUUCCUGCGGAAUGAUCCAAGCCCAAUCCGGCCCCUUCAGGAACUGUCACUCCUUGGUAGACCCUGCUGAAUACUUCAACCACUGUCUGUAUGACAUGUGUGCAGCCAAUGGUGCAGGAGAAACUCUCUGUAGGAGCAUCCAGGCUUACGUAGCUGCAUGUCAGGCUGCAGGAGUUACAGUUGGAGCCUGGAGAACAAACAAAUUCUGCCCUCUCACUUGCCCAUCCAACAGCCACUACGAGUUGUGUACAAAGACCUGUGAUUUCACUUGCUCCAGCUUAUCCACUCCAGGCCGGUGCACAAAACAAUGCUUUGAAGGUUGCCAGUGUGAUUAUGGCUAUCUGUUUGAUGGUGACAGGUGUGUGGCAGUGGGAAACUGUGGCUGUGCGCAUGAUGGCCGUUACAUCAAGGCUGGCGAGACGGUUGUUUUUGAAGGUUGUUCAACCAGCUGCACUUGUCGCCCAAUAGGCCAACUGGUCUGUGCAGGAACUAGAUGCCAGUUAGGAGAGAUUUGUGGCCUCCACAAUGGUGUGCGUGGUUGCAGGGGGCAGGAUGGCGAGUGCAUCAUCGUCCCUGGAGCACGGUUGACCUCCUUUGAUGGUGUCUCUGGGGGAAUCCUUCAUGAAGGAGCUUACGAGGUGGCUUCCCUUUGCAAUGAAAACGACUUCUUAUGGUUCAGGAUCAUAGCAGUGGUCAAGAAAUGCAACGAAAUGGAUUUGCCAUCAGUGUCGAUGAUACAUGUAUUUUUCCAAAGGAUGCUUAUCACUGUAAAAACAAACAAGGAGACAUGGGUCAAUGGGCACCAAGUGACACUCCCGGCAAUGGUAUCUGCAGGUGUCUCCAUAAGCCUCUCUCAGGAUGGCAUUGUGAUUAAUUUGGCCUCCGAUGUAAAAGUUCUCCUCAGAGCCUGUGGGGAAAUGACAGUGGAAGUCAGCGAAAGCCUGGAAGGAAAACUCUGUGCCUCCUGUGGCAACUUCAAUGGAAAUGGUAUUGAUGACCUGAAGCUGCCCAGUGGGAACAUAGCAGGAAAUAUUGCUGAGGUCAUUGAUGCCUGGAAGGCCAAGGACUUCACUAGCUGCGAUGUCUGAUCCAAAGCGAGCGACUCUCUCUGCUGCUUAACUGUCGGCGUCAACCAUUUGCACCUGAGCUCGGAGCAAAACUGUCCUGCAUAGAGUAUUCCCUGGCUUCACGUCUUCGUGUUUUUCAACCUGCUAUCUGAUUGCCAAACAAAAUGAUGACACUUUCCCCUAAGAAUCAAUAA
Lacerta agilis (Sand lizard) is the source of this 9143-nucleotide messenger RNA. RefSeq names its product IgGFc-binding protein-like. The transcript has 21 exons. Bases 1 to 8970 code for a protein of 2989 amino acids. NCBI's taxonomy places the organism in Eukaryota, Metazoa, Chordata, Lepidosauria, Squamata, Lacertidae. The record is from RefSeq and is a predicted model, not a curated record. Gene Ontology annotation, molecular function: protein binding.